Messenger RNA from Capronia coronata CBS 617.96, 6153 nucleotides. RefSeq lists its product as uncharacterized. The transcript has 3 exons. Gene Ontology annotation, biological process: 5S class rRNA transcription by RNA polymerase III; transcription initiation at RNA polymerase III promoter. Gene Ontology annotation, molecular function: DNA binding. NCBI's taxonomy places the organism in Eukaryota, Fungi, Ascomycota, Eurotiomycetes, Chaetothyriales, Herpotrichiellaceae. The record is from RefSeq and is a predicted model, not a curated record. Bases 1 to 6153 code for a protein of 2050 amino acids. Gene Ontology annotation, cellular component: transcription factor TFIIIC complex.
AUGGCGAAGAGCCUGGAUGAUUUGAUCCAGCAUCUGCUUGAGGAGAUCGCCCUUAGCGGAAGUCAAGGUGUGACCAUCAACGAUAUCGCAGCCUUCACCUCUGCCUUCUAUCAUGAACCCAACAAUGACCAUCCCUCCGGUUCGGCCGCCGCAGAACCACUCCCAACCGACGGCCUUGCUGUAGACCCACCCUUUCUGGCUAAGAUCUGGACAUGGCUCAGACGCCAUCCAGAUGUGUCCAUUGGGCAUGAUAGGGAGUACAAUGGAAUACCUCUGGCCGAAAUCGAGCGCCGGUUUCCUGGUUAUCUCAGUGCCAGUAGACGAGAAGGGGACCCUGCGAACGAGACUGACCAUGAUGACUCGGACGGUCCACGACAAAGCGACUCAUCUCCAAAACCUCGUCUGGCCACCAAACUUGCUGAUGUAACCAAGGGCCCUCGAGUCCGUGUCAAUGUUGAGCGCGUCUACGAGGCACUAUGCGGUCAUCCCCCAGACUCUAGCAAAGUGUCACCCUUAGAGUUUGAUCUUCUGUCGCUGAUCGCGCCAGCACGGUCGAACGGUAUUCUUCAGGGUGAUCUUCGUCAGGCGUCAGGACAGGACAAGCGGUCCGUACCCAAACGAACUGACGCCUUGCACAAGAAGGGUUAUAUCGUCAAAGAAACUGUCUACAGAAAAGGUAACAGGACAAGCCGAUUGAUUCUGAGAAGGUUUGCCCCCGAUGUUCUACGAAAUGCAGACUCACCCGUCCGAGGGUCCACUGUACGGGACGUGGUGCGAAGAAUCUGUGACGUACUAUCCCGCCAGAACCUCAUUUCUCAGACCAAACUUGCCGAAGACCUGAAUCUAGAGUCUGCCGCAGAGUCUGCCGCGCUGGUGAAAAUCCUUCGCCGACUAGAGCACCUCAAAUGCGUCAAGAGAGCGAGGACUGCCACCGGACCUUCUGCCACUGUGCGAGAUCUCCAACACUUCGUCCAGCUUCUGCACCUUCCCACGCCUGAGGACCUAGAGCGGUUUGAUACAGAAGACUUGACCCUUGAGCAGCCACUUCAGGGGAUACUUCCUACGACUGGAUCGGCAGACUAUGGCGGUGACAUUGUCGCCUUUCCUGCCACAGAAAAUCAGGAAGGAGAAACCGGGACAACGCGCCACAUGGCACGAUGGAACCCGGAUCGUCCUAUGCCCAACGUCGUGGUUGAUGCUGUUCAACUCAUGGGGAUGUCGGGCUUGUCGAACUGGGAUGCCAGGCGAAUGAUAACUGGCGUUUUCGUCCGUCGUACAUUGGAAUCAUUGCUAAAUCGGAUAUCGUCAGGAUCGCUGAUCGUCCAACCACCGCAUUUUCGCCACCUAGCGGUUGUCCGAGUGGCUAUAGUCGUGGAUGGCGUUGCUCAGUACAACCAUUACUCCUGGGACGUGUUCCGCCAGAUGGCAGAAAAGGGGGAAGUGGACAUCUCUCAGAUACCAGGUGCCAAGCAAGCCCUAGAGGAUGUUGUGCCAACUGACCCUGAACGAACACCCGAUACAACUUCCGUCACCUCUGUCAUCAAAAAUGAUCAGUUCGGAUUUCCCCUUCAAGCCUCCCCACCCCUUCAAUACAGAAAUGGUGAAGCAAGUUUCGAGGACCUCAUCCGGUCCGUUGCGCCUGGUGAUGUUGUUCCUCGUCUCAUGGAACCAAUUAUUGUUGAGAAAGACGGAGUGUUGUCCUUGGCAUAUCGCGAAGGGGUCACGGCCCAGCACAAAGCCCAGCACAAGGCCGGGAAACGUGCUUCGAUCCUGUCAACUCAAUCACCUCUUCGAACGUCUGAAGCGCCAAAGAGUAUCGUGAAGAAGGAAGAUAUCCCGCUUGGUCGUCCUCGCAAGUACUUGAAAGGCACUGAAAAGUUUUGGCGAUUGCAAUUCCAGCAAGCCAGGAUCAACUCAGGUGCAUCGUCUACUACAUCUGCAAACAAGAGGGGAUUGAUGCAGGAUCCGGCCGGCCUUGCUCUGUAUGCACGUCGGCCUGCUGAUUUUGACCAGACCUUGCUCCAGGCUAUUGAGGCCGGUUUACCGAUCCCUGGACGGCCUGACGACAUCAGCGAUGCUUGGGUUGUAUCGACAAGAAACGUUCUUAACCGCGACUUGAAUGGCGUGUUUCUGACGCCCCAAGGCGUACGUUCCGACUAUGCAAAAUUCAAAUCUCAGAUCAUGAUCAUCAAAACCCCGCGUCUGAAACAGGUUGACCUGCAUGAUCGAAGCAAAGCGCAUCCAUACCAAUUCAUGUCCUCAAUGGCAGCACACAGUUUUGCAUACCGGCGCUUUUAUCCUAGUAUGCAUAUUACGAAACAGUCGCGUCAAGGCAGAGUGGCCUUGACCAACAGAUCAAGGUCACCGCGGAGGGAGAAGAAGAUGUCCGCCCCACCACUCGGUGUUUUUUCCGAGGGCCCUGCAUCCCAGACGUCCAAUACGUCUUUGCCAGGAGACCUGGAGACUGAGCCCAUGCUCACCGAUACCGCCAUGGAAGCCACCGACGAAGAGCCGCUACGGAGUCGGCAACCCACCGAAGACGUAAAGUCCUUCGAUCGGCCAUCCAUGAUUCCAGCGGAACCCCGCCGAACGGCACCACACAGCCCCCUAUCCCUCAGAGAAGCAACUUUGCCAUCCGAAAAUGACCUGAAUGAUCUCGCUGAGCAAAUUUCUGCCCCGGCAGCUCGACGAGCUUCAAGCCCGCAAUUGGAACCACCACACUUGGGCGCAGACAUGAUACAACCGUUGGAGGCUAUGCACUCUCCGUUGUUGCACGGUGUGUCUCCGGCCAAAUCCACGACUCAGGGUGAUGUUAUCGAGUUAAAUAAUCAAGAUCUUACGGAUGCCGUUCCUCCUGCUGUAGCGAUUCGACGACAAUCUCUUGCGGCAGCAUGGGUCAGUCAAGAUAGUCCUCGAUCGUUGCCGGCUUCACUGGAGGUUGAUGAGGCGAACAACCCAUCAUCUGCUGGUGCGAAAGCUUCAAUUGUUGAGAUGGGAGACAGGUAUUUGAGCCAAAAUUCCCAGGUUGGAGAGCUCAAGGAGAAUGAGCUUCAGCCGUAUGACCCGUCCGGGGCACCGGUGGUAGGUGAUGCCCUCGCUCGUGCGAGCAAAGGUCCUUCGAGAAGAGGUGUCAAGAAGUGUGUAUCACGCCAUAAGGCUCAAGACGACGACGUCUCACAAAUGAGCGGCUCAGAAGUGGCUGGAACUCCUAGGAAGCAGAAGAAAUCGGGUACAGGCAAAUAUACGGCUGGGGCGAAUGCUUUAUGCAGAAGUAUUGUCCUACAGCUCGUCACUGAAGCAUCUGGGAUAGUGCCGAAUGACCCGUCCACCUUGAAACGCAUCUCAGCCGCUCGGUGGCAGGAAGCUGGGGCAGAGGAUCGUCCAUUACUCAAAGCCGUCAAGGCGGCGAUAAAAUCUCUUUGCCAGUCAGGCAAAUUGAAACAACUCACAUUCACGUUCCGUGGAAAGAGCGGCAACAUGAUCAGACGGGCGGUUUUAUUCUUGCCGACGAUUAGUCCUCUCUCCAAUCUCGUUGAAGAUGUCAAACAGAAGAUGAUCGAUGCAGAUCCCACUGAUUACAUCCCCCCAGAGUGGGUGGCGGAGGGUUUUCGAGCCCCUUUGAUAGGAAAGAACGCUCCACGCAUGUUGAUUGAGGAGGAGGACGUGCCCUCGCCAUCGCCAAGAAGACGACGGGUAUCUUCUGCAAUGACCGAGACAACCGUUAACUCGGAGUCUUCAAGAGGCGCUAGAAGAGAUUCCCGGAGCAGAACGAGAGAGCUUAGCCAGUCGCCGCCUCCUCGGGUGACCGCUGCAACAGGCUUUUUAACACUCAAGGUUCCUUCACUGGGUAGGCUUUCAUCUGUGCAAAUAUUCAAUUGGAGGACAGAAGCACCGGUAAAAGCUUUGCAAUUUGAGGCUGUCACUACAAAAUCAAGGCAGUCUAGGUCAGCGGCUGGUCGAGCACGAGGAAGAACUGGUCGGAAACCAACCACGCGUCCAGCAGGUCGGAAGGUCAUGUGGGCGAACCAACAAUGUCAGGAGUUUCCGUCAUCAUUGGAGGAUAUCCUCCGGCUACCCGAUCUCAAGAUCAGCUUCGACGACAUCCAGUCUGGCGACUCCGAAUGGCAGCGAUUUGCUUGCGAGGUCGAAGGUGUUCGUGCCUGGGAGGGUCAGGAAGCAGAAUCAUUUCAGUUGGAUCGCUUUCAAUACGCCUUUAUCAACCACACGGUCCCUCCGGCACUCUACUCCGCUUCAGUCCAACCCGGGACAGUUGAGUUUGCGAGCUUGAUCUCGUUUGAUGAAGAUGGCUCUGAAGUUGAAGUACCAUAUCCUCCCGAGGAGUCUUGGGCAGUCUUCGUAUCAGCGCUUCAACAACCCCCCGAGUUGACUUCGCGGAUUGCAGGUAGGCAUCCACAAGAACCAAGUACAGCACCGCCACCCGCAAAAGCAGGCAGAGUCCGACGAACGAUUCGACCUACUAAGCGUAAGCGAUUGGCGGAUGGCGAAGUUGGCGACGAGGAUACCUUCGUGCCCCAAGUCAAACGACGAAAAGCAGGUGUCAAAGGGUCCGGUACUCCUCGUCCCCGACGUAGGCUUCCACCAGCCAAAAGUGACGCUCCCACGACAAUAUCCCGAGGUGUCCAAUACCUUCGAAUCUUGCCGGAGGAGACCAUCUACCGUAUUGCUGUCUCCGUGGUUGUAGUCCGCACCCUGGCAGGAGGAAUUGAGAGUUACGUUGAUUGGCCCCUGGUCAUGACCCUUUUCCCAGACCAGGAGGAAGAGUUCAUUCGGCGUCGCUGGAAGACGUUGUUGUCCAGAUAUCGCAGUGACAUCCGUGGACUUACAGAGAACCUUCAAUGGAAAUACCUGGAGGCGUUGGAAGCCGGAGACGUACCUUCUGUCAAUUUCCAAGACCUCAAGGCGACAGAUUGGCGGGGAAUAGUCGACUGGGCACUCAACAACCUCGACAAGUUCAACUCGAGACAUGCUGAUGACCUCCCUGCUACGCGCGACAGAUUAUCUGAGACGGUUCAGAUGGCGUUCAAUGAGCCCAAACGCUCCUACCAUCUCCUUACGUACAACGCCAACGUCACCAAUCCUUUCAAAGAAGACGUCAGCUGCUCCAUUGUCUUUGGAACAAGGUCUACUCUUCCACCUUCCGCGACAGUCGUACCAGGUCUUCACUAUGCUCCGCGGUACGAGCUCGGAAAUGCAGACGCAGACCUCCGUCUUGCGAGAUCGUGGGUCUUCGCCACGAGUCUUACUCCAGAAUCAAGGUUUGACCCGAGUGCGACCCAUGCCAAGCUCUCGACCCUUGCCUCGACACCUGAAGAAUGCGAAGCCCUUCUCAGCCGUGCCGUUAGGGUGCUUCGGGAAGAGAAGCUUCUUCAGCCUGCUCACCGGCCGUCGGGACAAGUUUCCAGCGUACGCGGCUGGGAAGGAAGCCGGAAACUAUUUGAACUCUUUGAAGAACGAAGAAUGAUCAAUGUCAAUAUGCUUCGGCGUGCUGUCACAUACAAGCUAGCUAUUCUCGACGAGGCCUUCCAGAAAGGUGAAAGUGUGGUCGUGGAAAAGCAGAGCAUCGUGGAUGAUGGCGACAUGGUGGCUAUUCUAAACCUUACGGCUGCUGGUCAGAUCACGGCCAAACCUGGGACUGAUGUGCCUGACUCGCGAUAUGGCAUAGACCACGAGCGGAUUGGGUACCGGACACGAAACAUGGACAAGAAGUUGCUCAAUUUUAGUGCCGUGCUUGUACCAACGGAAGCAUACGUCUUCGGCAAUCCCAGACACGAGCAAGGCCGGCAACCCCCGAUUCCACGGGGUCAGGCGGACGAGCCCAAGGGUCACAUUCCGCCGUGGAUUGACAUCCAUGGCAAUGUUCAACCUGCGCUGUGGGAGAUGUUCCUCGUAGGCGUCAUUGGGUUGAUAGUGCAGCUUCCCGGUGUCACAUCUGUGGACAUUUCGCGAGCGCUGGGCUAUGCACUGGACCAUACCGAGGUUGAGCUCAUUCUGGACUGGUGUAUACAAGAAGGGUUUGCCCAGAUGGAUAUGAAAUCGAAAGGAUAUGAGACGACAGAAGAUUGGUGGUGGUGUAUUGCUACUGGGCACGGUGAACAUGAAUUUCAUGGCGAGAAUGAGGCGUUAUUGGUCUGA